Molecule: messenger RNA, 3664 nt
Organism: Podarcis raffonei (Aeolian wall lizard)
Lineage: Eukaryota; Metazoa; Chordata; Lepidosauria; Squamata; Lacertidae
Gene: CAPN7
Product: calpain 7
Exons: 21
Coding region: 201-2621 (806 amino acids)
Biological process (GO): proteolysis
Molecular function (GO): calcium-dependent cysteine-type endopeptidase activity
Source: RefSeq, a predicted model, not a curated record
CUCCAGCGAGAGGUGGAGGGGAGGGAGGAGCGUUCUCCCGUAUUGCGCAGGCGCAUCGCGACGGCGACGCCUCCGCCACAGGGGCUGCCGGGAAGUCCCUUCCUGAGCGGGAGGCCAUAGGCGGAGACGUCGGGGGGCUGCCGUGACGUCAGCGAAUAAGGAAAGGAGCGCGCUGAGGCGUCUGCUGCCCGGACCCGGCCAUGGAAGCGGCGGAGCUGGAGCAGGAGGCGGUGAAGUUCGCGCAGAUGGCGGUGCAGCGGGACCAGCGGGGCCACUAUCACGAAGCGGCCUUUUACUACAAGGAAGCUGCACAGUCUUUGAUUUAUGCUGCAAUGGCAGGAUCAGUCUUGGAAAAUAUUCCAGAGAAAAUAAGUGAAUAUUUGGAAAGAGUUCAAGCCUUGUACUCAGCAGUGCAAAGAGUCGACCCCUUGAAGUCGAAGCAGCAGCUGGACUUGGAGCGGGCCCGUUUCCUGGUUACGCAGGCUUUUGACGAAGACGAGAAAGGCAACAGCGAGGAAGCGAUAGAGCUGUACACGGAAGCCGUGGAACUCUGCCUGAAAACGGCCAAUGAAACUUCAGAAACAGCUCUCCAGGCAAAACUGAAGCAGCUGGCUCGGCAGGCACUGGACAGAGCUGAAGCGCUGAAGGAUUCAAAGCCAUCUCAGAAAGACAAGCCGGUCCCAGCGAAACCAAAUCAGCAAGCCCGGACUUACUUUCCAUUAGGGCCUGAUUUUUCCUUGAACGAUAAGCCACAGGCAGUCAGAGCUGUGCAGGCCAGUGAACCUCAAGGUCAGCGAUACACCGCAGAGGAGAUUGAGGUGCUCAGGAAGACGUCAAAGAUCAAUGGCAUUGAGUACGUCCCUUUCAUGAGCGUUGACCUCAGAGAGCGUUUCGCUUUUCCAGUACCUUUCUCAGAUAGAUGUGGCAAGCUGCCGUUGUCUCCCAAGCAGAAAGCAAUGUUUUCCCGCUGGGUGCGUCCCGAUGAGAUAACAAACAGCCCCACCAUGAUCUACACAGUGUCGAGCUUCAGCAUAAAACAGACAAUCGUGUCAGAUUGUUCCUUCGUAGCUUCUCUUGCUAUCAGUGCGGCAUACGAAAGACGAUACAACAAGAAGCUGAUUACCAGCAUUAUUUAUCCGCAGAAUAAAAAAGGAGAGCCGGAAUAUAAUCCGUGUGGAAAAUACAUGGUUAAGCUGCAUAUCAAUGGGGUUCCUCGGAAGGUGAUAAUCGAUGACUUCCUACCAGUGGAUCACAGCGGAGAACUUCUCUGCUCUUACUCCAACAAUAAAAGCGAACUCUGGGUUUCCUUGAUAGAGAAAGCUUACAUGAAGGUCAUGGGAGGUUAUGAUUUUCCAGGAUCAAAUUCUAAUAUUGAUCUCCAUGCGUUGACUGGCUGGAUACCUGAAAGGAUUGCCAUGCACUCAGGCAACCAAUCGUUCGACAAAGACAGUUCCUUCAGGAUGCUUUACCAAAGAUUUCGCAAAGGGGACGUGCUCAUUACAACGGCGACGGGAGUGAUGACUGAGGAGGAAGGAGAAAGGUGGGGUUUAGUACCAACCCAUGCCUACGCUGUUUUGGAUAUCAGAGAAUACAAGGGGCUUCGAUUCCUCCAGCUGAAAAAUCCCUGGAGCCACCUCCGCUGGAAGGGAAGAUACAGUGAAAAUGAUAUGAAGAACUGGACCCCGGAACUUCAGAAAUACUUGAAUUUUGAUCCCAGAACGGCCCAGAAAAUAGACAACGGGAUUUUCUGGAUUGCCUGGGAAGAUCUGUGCAAGUAUUACGAUGUUAUAUACUUGAGCUGGAACCCAAGUCUUUUUAAAGAAUCAACAUGCAUUCACAGUACCUGGGAUGCAAAGCAGGGUCCUGUGAAAGAUGCAUACAGCCUAGCUAACAACCCACAGUACAAACUGGAGGUUCAGUGCCCACAAGGUGGGGCUGCCGUUUGGAUCCUGCUCAGCAGACACAUUACGGACAAGGAUGACUUUGCUCACAACCGGGAGUUCAUCACAAUGGUGGUAUACAAAACAGAUGGGAAAAAGGUUUACUAUCCUGCCGACCCUCCUCCGUAUAUCGACGGGAUUCGAAUCAACAGCCCCCACUAUCUCACCAAGAUCAAGCUGACCUCUCCGGGAACCCAUACGUUUACUCUGGUGGUUUCUCAGUACGAAAAGCAGAACACAAUUCACUACACGCUCAGGGUGUAUUCAGUGUGCAAGUUUAAUUUCUGCAAGAUCCCGACACCGUAUACCAUAUCCAAACGGGUAAAUGGGCAGUGGAAAGGUCAAAGCGCUGGCGGGUGUGGGAAUUUCAGAGAGACCGCCAAGAACAAUCCUAUUUACCAGUUCCAGUUGGACAAGACCGGCCCCCUCCUCAUUGAGCUACGAGGACCAAGGCAAUACAGUGUUGGCUUUGAAGUGGUGACCGUCUCUACAGUGGGAGAGCAAGGCUUUCAGAAGAAAAACAGCGGCGAUUACAGGUGUGGGUUUUGCUACCUGGAACUUGAAUGCGUCCCUGCUGGCAUAUACAAUAUUAUCCCAAGCACUUUCCUCCCUCAGCAGGAAGGACCUUUCUUUUUGGACUUUAAUAGCGUUACCCCUCUUAAGACAUCACAGCUGCAAUGAAGUCACCCAUCUCUAUGACUCUCUUGCAAUGGAUGCGGCAAACCCAACACCUUAAGACUCUAAACGCUGGAGGGCAAUCGAAAGAACCUACCUGAGUGGGGAAAAAUGUUUACAUGGGCUGUGCAAAACAAAUCUGGACUUUCUCAAAGGGAAUUGCACCCUCAAGUUGGAGCAGGUAACCAAUGCUGUGGAUUGAUUUUGAACACCUACAAGUUUCUACCACGUAUGCACUUUUAUAAGGACAGAUGGUCGUUGUCCAUAGGGAUCUCUUAAAGCAAGAGUGGAAACCAAGUUUCUUCUCUUAGCCUAGAAGUGGCCAACUGGAGGGCAGGCCAAGGGAAUUGCUUCUUUGUCUAUAAUGUCCUUGCUUUUUGCAUGGCUUUGCUUCUGAGAAUAUUUUCAUCACGUUUGGGCUUUAAAAUGUCUUUCCCACCAACUCCCCUCCUUACAGCUUUGGUUUUUCCAAAUACACCAAUGAAACAGCUCAGGUCGUAUCUGUCUUGAAUCAGAGAUGGCUGUACAUGUUGAAAUACUUCCUUGGCUCUUUGCUGCAAGGGUGAGAACCUGUGGCCCUCCAGAUGUUUUGGAACUAAUAAUAGUAUUAUUAUAUUAUUAAUAAUAAUAAUAAUAAUAAUAUCCUGCCAUGAGGACUGGGAGAAACCCCUGCCUGAAAUAGCUGUUGGUUUAGCUCAGGGUGGAUAAAAAUCAAUGAUAUUUUUUUUAAAAAAAAAAUCAAACUUUUAAAAUAAAAUGCUUUUGGAGGAAAAAUCUUUCUAAAGAUAGUUUUCUAUUUAAGUUACAUUAUAGUCCAAAGGCUAUUCAUCAGGAAAUAAGGAUUUAAGUUUUUCAUGUGUGUUAAACUCAGUCUAAGUUUUCUUUUUUUAAAAAAAUUGUUUAACCACAUCAGUUAACAAAUAUGGAUACAUAUGCUAUAAUGUUAUUGUUUUAGUUAAAUAAAUUGUUAAGGAAAUGAUUAUUUUUCUACUUCCAAUAAAGUACAGCAGAAAAGUUGUCCAAAUAUAAACAAUUACAUUUCAUAAUUA